GAGUGCAACAAGGCAUAGCUUAUAAAUAGCUCACUCUUAGACCACCUGCUCUUCAAUGCAUAUCUUCUGACUCUUGGGUCUUUACUGUUUCACUUCGCAGCUCACAUCACAAAGCAAAAAAACGCUUCUCAUAAAACCCUCUUCCUCUCUCUCUCUCUCUCAAGAUCUGACAACCCAAAUCCCCAUUGUAGAUUAUGGCGGCAUACAAACCCAAGAAUAUCCUCAUUACUGGGGCUGCUGGCUUCAUCGCAUCACAUGUCGCCAACCGGCUCAUCCGGAACUACCCCGAGUACAAAAUUAUUGUUCUUGACAAGCUUGAUUACUGUUCAAGCCUGAAUAACCUCAAUCCCUCUCGAUCAUCCCCCAACUUUAAGUUUAUCAAGGGUGACAUUGGUAGUGCUGACCUUGUCAACUUCAUCCUCGUCACUGAGUCCAUCGAUACAAUUAUGCACUUUGCAGCCCAAACCCAUGUGGACAACUCCUUUGGGAACAGCUUCGAGUUCACGAAAAACAAUAUUUAUGGCACCCAUGUGCUAUUAGAGGCUUGCAAAGUCACUGGUCAAAUCAAAAGAUUUAUCCAUGUAAGCACAGAUGAGGUUUAUGGAGAGACAGAUGAGGAUGCUAUAGUGGGAAACCACGAGGCAUCUCAGCUCCUCCCAACAAAUCCAUAUUCUGCAACUAAAGCUGGGGCCGAAAUGCUUGUUAUGGCUUAUGGACGGUCAUAUGGAUUACCUGUGAUUACUACAAGAGGAAACAACGUUUAUGGGCCAAAUCAGUUUCCUGAAAAGUUGAUUCCCAAAUUCAUUCUCUUAGCCAUGAGAGGAGGCCUUCUUUCUAUUCAUGGGGAUGGAUCUAAUGUUCGGAGUUACCUUUAUUGUGAGGAUGUUGCGGAGGCUUUUGAAAUCAUCCUCCACAAGGGUGAAGUAGGCCAUGUUUAUAAUAUCGGGACAGAUAAGGAAAGGAGAGUGAUUGAUGUGGCCGAUGAUAUCUGCAAACUAUUUUCAUUGAAUCCAGAUGCAGUUAUUAAGUUUGUGGAGAAUAGGCCUUUCAAUGACCAGAGGUACUUCUUGGAUCAUCAGAAGCUCACCAACUUGGGAUGGUCAGAACGGACAACAUGGGAAGAAGGACUAAAAAAGACAAUGGAAUGGUAUGUUAAUAAUCCGAAUUGGUGGGGAGAUGUCUCAGGGGCACUGCUCCCCCAUCCAAGAAUGUUGAUGAUGCCUGAAAUCGAAAGAAAUGCAUCCAGUGUUGGUGUUUCUGCUUCCUCUUUUGUAUUACAUAAUACUAGUCAGGGGAUGGUGGUUCCGGUUUCAAAAGCCAAUCCCUCGACCCAAAAGCCACCGCUGAAGUUCUUGAUUUAUGGUAGAACUGGGUGGAUUGGGGGCCUUCUUGGGAAGAUAUGUGAGAAGCAAGGGAUACCGUUCGAGUAUGGAAGGGGGCGCCUGGAGGAACGGUCACAACUUUUGGCAGAUAUUCAAAAUGUUAAGCCAACACAUGUUCUCAAUGCUGCUGGAGUGACUGGUAGACCUAAUGUUGAUUGGUGCGAGUCUCAUAAACCAGAGACAAUCCGCACCAAUGUCUCUGGUACUCUAACCUUGGCAGAUGUUUGCAGAGAGCACGGACUCCUUUUGAUGAAUUAUGCCACUGGUUGCAUUUUUGAGUUCGAUGCUGAACAUCCAAUGGGGUCUGGCAUUGGGUUUAAGGAGGAAGACAAACCCAAUUUUACUGGUUCUUUCUAUUCGAGAACCAAGGCCAUGGUGGAAGACCUUCUGAAAGAAUAUGACAAUGUUUGUACUUUGAGAAUCAGAAUGCCAAUAUCAUCUGACCUCCGCAAUCCACGCAACUUCAUCACCAAAAUUACAAGAUAUGACAAAGUGGUGAAUAUUCCAAACAGCAUGACCGUCUUAGACGAGCUUCUACCCAUUUCGGUUGAGAUGCUGAAAAGGGGCUGCCGAGGUAUAUGGAACUUCACAAACCCUGGUGUUGUAAGCCAUAAUGAGAUUCUGGAGAUGUACAAGAACUACAUUGACCCCAAUUUCCAGUGGACUAACUUCUCAUUGGAAGAACUAGCCAAGGCAGUAGUCGCCCCUCGGAGCAACAAUGAGAUGAAUGCAUCAAAGCUGAAAAGUGAGUUCCCAAACUUGUUGCCUAUCAAGGAAUCACUCAUCAAAUUCGUUUUCGAGCCAAAUAGGAAAAAUAUCAUUGCUUGAUCAUUACUUCAUGCCAAGGAAAGAGGCGUUCAAAUAAAUUCACACCGCCACCAUUUUUAUUGUUAUAUGUCAUCAUCCUCAUUUCAUUAUUUCUAUUAGGAUAGUUCCCACAUAGUGGUUUAUACUAUAUUUUUAUGUAUUAUUUAAUUUUUUUGUUAAUUAUAGUUUGGCGAAUGUGGAAAGAAAUUCUUGAUUAUUGGAUUCAUUGUGUAAUAAGGGUUCCUGCCCUGUUGAAGUCAUGUAAGUUCAAUGGAUCUAAUUUAUGAAAAUAAUUCAAGUUUUGUUAGUUUCUA
Messenger RNA from Cornus florida, 2503 nucleotides. RefSeq names its product trifunctional UDP-glucose 4,6-dehydratase/UDP-4-keto-6-deoxy-D-glucose 3,5-epimerase/UDP-4-keto-L-rhamnose-reductase RHM1-like. The coding region runs from base 195 to 2210 and encodes 671 amino acids. Gene Ontology annotation, biological process: nucleotide-sugar metabolic process. Gene Ontology annotation, molecular function: dTDP-glucose 4,6-dehydratase activity. Lineage: Eukaryota; Viridiplantae; Streptophyta; Magnoliopsida; Cornales; Cornaceae. The record is from RefSeq and is a predicted model, not a curated record. The transcript is spliced from 3 exons.